UCCUCGGUAACAGCACCCGGCCGAAGGGAAGCCGUUAUGCUGGAUACACAGCGGAGCUGGUGCGAGUGGACAGCGGAGCCUUGAUUUUUACUAUGGCGGAAAGCAAGCAGGAGAGGAGCCUGACUCAUCUUUUAGAUGGCUUGGAAAAGGCCCACAGAGCCGAUGUUCAACUUUACACUUCAGGACACUUAAACCAUAACAAGCUUUAUAAGCCCCGAGAGAAUGUAAAACCAGGAUACUGGGACAGCGCCAAGACACCAACACGUUUCAUGACAGGAAGAAAGCAACUCCCAGCUCAAAAUAUAUGCAAUGAGACAGCCAAGAAGAUGAAAAAUACUUUGGCUGAUUUCACCCCCAGCACCACACCGGUUCCAGUGUGUGCCAAAUCUGCCUCUCCUAUCUACAGACACUCUCAGGCACCCCUGGCCAGUGUUGAUCGCCCAGUGAAUGGCCCAUUAACUUCUACUCCUUUGGAAAAGCAGUUGAAAGAGCUUAAAAAGAAAAUAGAGGAGGAAACUGACAGACUCAAUAAACCACUUAAAAGAGAAGAGUUAGAUGUGCCAGAGAUGAAGGUGUUGAAGUACAAGCCAGUUAAGAACAGCCGACGUUGUGCUGCUGAAGUUGCUAAGGACGAGUACCAGUUUAUACCUUCAUAUUUGGCUGGAGUGACUAAAACUGAUCAGUUUAACAAGUUUUUACAUUUUCAGAGGGAUUUUAUUGCCAAGCAUGAUCUGCUAGAGAAUGACAUCACCGGGAGCAAAGCAUCAGAGCGGCAUGAAAGGAAGUUGGCUCAGGAGCUCCAGAAGAUCUGUGAUUGUAACCGUCCCCAUUUCAAACGGUUGCAGGUCUUUGGGGAUGUGUUUGAAGAUAUUUGCAACAGCUCUUUGAUAUUUGGUGAUAUUCUGAAGGAAGUUAAGAAUGAAUAUGAGCUCUACAUGGUGAUACUUCUGGAUUCUCUGCCUACAACACAAUACAAGACACUGAUGGCUCAGGUGAAAGGUAUGGGGAAAAGACCUGUGAAGGUGCAAGAAAUAGAAGAGACCAGGCAAGAAGUACAGACCCUUGUGAAAAAAGCCAAAAGUGCCUUGGAGAGAAAUGAAGAACUCAGAAAUGAAUUAGAAAUUCAGUUGUGGGUGAGCCAGUCUCCUGAGAGUAAAACUGUUCCAGAGACCUCCGGUGACCAUGCUGUGAAACUGCCUGAAAAGAAACAUCUCUCCCUUGCUGAACAGAUUGAAUCUAUGCGGUGCCAAGUUCUCGCUAAGUGGGAGGAAAUGCAAGCGAUAGAGAAAGAGAUUCGAGAAACCAUGACUCAUGCUGGGAUGGCAAAUACUAUAGAGAAGACGGUUAAAGACAUAGAGGCUGAGGCUCUCAAACUCAACUCAGCCAACAGCUUCCUUCAACACCAAAUCAAAGAAAUUCAAGACAACAUCACAGACAUUUUAAAUAGACAGAAGGUCACCCAGGAAAAUCAGCGAAAGUUGUGGGAGUUACUGAAGAAAUUCUUGUCACUUGAGGAUAAUGAACCAACUUAAGACAAUUCAGAAGAAUGUGUAGGAAGAUAAAUUGUAGAUGCCUUGAAUGUAUACUUGACACCUUGAAACCAUGCAAAUGAAAUCCAAAUAUGAAAAACUGAUGUUGAGUCUCGGAAUUAAGUAUAAUAAUGCAACUUCAGAAAUAGAAAUACAUACCAUUUUUACACCAAUUAUCAUGGUUUGGUAUCCUGUAUAUAUAUAUAUAUAGAGAGAGAUUACUAUGUACUAUCUAGAAAAUGCUCUGCAUUAGUAAUAGCAAUUGUUUAAGUAGCUGUGCCUUUUCCAUGUAGCUUUCAAUAGAAGCUGCUCUUGCUUAGUGAUGGAACCUUUAUUAUGCAAGUGGCAGAGGUUAUUAAUUAAACUCCCAGGAUGGAACUCACAACUAAAAGCUAUUCACGUAAAUGGAAGCUGCAGCUUCUAAAUAAGAUCUAUUUAUAUCACUGUGUGCAAAGACUUUCUUGCAAGUACUGCAUACUGGACUUGAUGGACUGCUUUACAGUGGUAUGGCAUACUGGCACCUCUCCUGGCAGCCUUCUUGUUCUACAGAAUCUCAGCUUCCAUUUUAGAAAAGUAAACCUCUAGCUGUUAUGAUUGCAAAAAAAAAAAAAAAAAUCUUGAAAACACAAACCAAGUAUAUGUGAAGCAGCAAUAUCUGCCUGAAUUUGUGGAGUGUCUGAAAAGAUAGCUCAGAAGUGUGUUUUGCCCCAUUUAUCUCAAAGGGAUGUUAAUUCAGAUGCCAGUGAUGAUAUUUUAAAUGUCUACAUUGUUAACUAUUUCAUUGCAAGUAACAGCUCAUUUUGUUACCAGGCAACAAGAGGGAGCGUACCCCUACUAAUUAUUUUUCCCAAUCAAAAAGGAGCCAAAACCCAGGGAGCCUAAGGGGACAUUUCACACUCCACCCAGGCUAUGUCUACAUUGCACACCUAAAUAACCCCUGACUGGUCCCUGGGUCUGAGCAGCCAGGUAAGCUUAGCCCGGACAUGAGUGCCCCCACUGUGUCUGCCAAUGUGUGUCUAUGGGCAUAUUCCAUAGUUCUUUCCCAGUUCAUUGUCAAUUGUCCAAUCUGGGAAAGAUACUGGAGGACUGUCAGAACUUGAAUGAUUUUAGUCACGUUCUCACUGCAGAGGGGCAGGUUCCAGACUGAAGUCUAACCUGCUCCCCCAGCAGGGUAAGAUAUCCUGAACUUAAAGCUGGGUCACAGGGUUUUUUUUUUAUAUGGGGGGGAGGGGUCAGGCUAACACCUUUGUGCAGUGUAGAAGUACCCUUAGAGAGAACUGAGCCCAAGGAGGCUGGCAAAGCCUCUGGGUGCAUCUGAAUCCCACUAAGGUGAAACUAAACCCAAGAGGCUCAGAGACCGUGUCUGAUCGAACUUUGAACAUAUGCACAAUCUGCUGAGUGCAGCCUCUCCUUUUGGCAUCUGCAAUGAGUAGAGUUUGGAAGAGCACAUCUACCUUCUUUUUUUACAGGUCAACCUUUGACUCAGGCCCAAGAACAAAGUUUAGAUGGAUAUCUGCACUUUACCAUAAAUCAAGGAUAUUUGGAUCAUGGGGUUUAGUUCAAGCCCAUCUCUAACUUGGCAGGAAUGAAAGGCUAUUUAGAUUAUUUUUCAUCAGUGAUUUGUUUUUAAGCUUUAUUUCACCAAAUCACUGCAUUAGUAAACAUGGGCCAGGCUUGGCACUGCAAUAUUUCACAUUUGAUGUGACAUUUUCCAUGGAGCUCACCUGGCAGCUUUAGUGACUACACAUGUACACUUAACUAUGUAGAACAGUGGUUUUUAACUUUUUUUCAUUUACGGAUCCCUACAAAUUUUUGAAUGGAAGUGUAGACCCCAUUGGAAAUCUUAGACAUAGUCUGUAGACCCUCCAGGGGUCCGCAGACCACAGGUUGAAAACCACUGUUCUAUGUAAUUACAACCUUUUGCAGACCCCUUAGACAUAGGUUGCAGAUCCCUAUGAGGAGAAAAGGUCAGAGGGACAUUAUACCCUAGUGCAGUGCCAAGUUUAGGAAGGCCCCAAUAUUUCUAGUAAUGCAAAAUCAUUAUGAUUUUAAUUGUUUUCCAUUUUUAGACAAAUAUGACAGGGUCUGUCUGUCCGUCUGAUAUUUUCUGACGACAAACCUUCUGGUUGAAAUAGUUAGUGCUGCAACAAUAUGACUACAUAUGAAACAAGCAUUUUCUGUUCUUCAGCUUCUACUCUUCAGUUGUAGCACUCAUUCCAGUAUAUUAAUCAUUAUUUUGUUGAGUCGCUGAUGUAACGGAGACCAGAGCAUUACAAGUAUCAGAGGGGUAGCCGUGUUAGUCUGAAUCUGUAA
Malaclemys terrapin pileata is the source of this 3842-nucleotide messenger RNA. RefSeq names its product chromosome 3 C6orf118 homolog (gene C3H6orf118). The record is from RefSeq and is a predicted model, not a curated record. The transcript has 10 exons. The coding region runs from base 93 to 1532 and encodes 479 amino acids. Lineage: Eukaryota; Metazoa; Chordata; Testudines; Emydidae.